AUGUCAGACGGUGAAGAUGAUUUUAUGUGUGAGGAAGAAGAAGAUUAUGGUCUUGUGAGUAUUUGUAUUCUUAAAAAGCAAGUGUUAAUGUACGAGGAGGUAUUUAAGAGAUUGGUUAGAAUUUUAAUCUUGAUGUAUAUGAAAUUUAAAAAUAGUUUUAGAGAUAUUAAAAUGUUAAAAUAACAGCAAUGUUAAAAUAACAGCAAACAAAGUUGUCUUAGAUGUCUGCUAGCAAUAAUUCGAAGUUAUAUGAUAGUUUGUAUUUUCUUAGGUUAUGCUGAUGCCUUUAAGAUGACACUUUCUGUUUCUUUGCUUAGAUGUGAUAACAUAUUGUUUUGAAUAUCAAUUUCAAUGUGAUAUUAUUUUUGUAAUAAUUUUAGGAAUACUCUGAAGAUUCAAAUUCAGAACCUGAUGUUGAUUUAGAAAAUCAAUAUUAUAAUAGUAAAGCUUUAAAAGAAGAUGAUCCAAAGGCGGCUCUACAAAGUUUUCAAAAAGUUUUGGAUUUGGAGGGAGGAGAAAAGGGUGAAUGGGGCUUCAAGGCGUUGAAACAAAUGAUAAAAAUUAAUUUUAAAUUGGGUAAUUAUAAGGAAAUGAUGGCAAGAUAUAAGCAAUUAUUAACUUAUAUUAAAAGUGCAGUUACCAGAAACCAUUCAGAAAAGUCAAUAAAUUCCAUAUUAGAUUAUAUUAGUACCUCAAAGAAUAUGGAAUUGUUACAAGAUUUUUAUGAAACUACUUUAGAUGCGUUGAAGGAUGCCAAAAAUGAUAGGUUAUGGUUUAAAACUAAUACAAAAUUGGGAAAGUUAUACUUUGAUCGAUCAGAUUUUAAUAAAUUAGCGAAGAUACUAAAACAACUCCAUCAAAGUUGUCAGACUGAUGAUGGAGAGGAUGAUUUGAAAAAAGGGACACAACUUUUGGAAAUUUAUGCAUUAGAAAUACAAAUGUACACUGCGCAAAAAAAUAACAAGAAAUUAAAAACUUUAUAUGAACAGAGUUUACAUAUUAAAAGUGCUAUACCACAUCCAUUAAUAAUGGGAGUCAUUAGAGAAUGUGGAGGAAAAAUGCAUUUAAGAGAAGGUGAAUUUGAAAGAGCACACACUGAUUUCUUUGAAGCUUUUAAAAAUUAUGAUGAGUCUGGAUCACCAAGACGUACUACAUGUCUGAAAUAUUUAGUUUUAGCAAAUAUGCUUAUGAAAUCUGGUAUCAAUCCAUUUGACUCUCAGGAAGCAAAACCAUAUAAAAAUGAUCCAGAGAUCUUGGCAAUGACAAAUUUAGUAGUCAGUUAUCAAAAUAAUGAUAUUAAUCAAUUUGAAUUAAUUUUAAAACAAAACAGGAAUAACAUAAUGGAUGAUCCUUUUAUAAGAGAACACAUCGAAGAUUUAUUACGUAAUAUACGCACACAGGUUUUAAUUAAAUUAAUUAAGCCGUACACUAGAAUUUAUAUCCCUUUUAUAAGCAAAGAGUUAAAUAUCGAUGUGUCAGAAGUCGAAAGUCUUUUAGUGUCUUGUAUUCUGGAUAGUACUAUUCGUGGUCGUAUUGAUCAGGUGAACCAAGUGCUUGAAUUGGAUAAAAAAUCAGUAUGUGCAGCACGUUAUAAUGCUCUUGAUAAGUGGACGGGUCAAUUGCAUUCUUUGCAUUUAACUAUAGUAAAUAAGAUGUCGUAG
This is a messenger RNA of Heterotrigona itama, 1661 nucleotides long. The record is from the annotation of a GenBank genome assembly. Lineage: Eukaryota; Metazoa; Arthropoda; Insecta; Hymenoptera; Apidae.